This is a messenger RNA of Raphanus sativus (radish), 3070 nucleotides long. Its product is annotated as E3 ubiquitin-protein ligase HOS1. The transcript has 10 exons. Gene Ontology annotation, molecular function: ubiquitin-protein transferase activity. The record is from RefSeq and is a predicted model, not a curated record. NCBI's taxonomy places the organism in Eukaryota, Viridiplantae, Streptophyta, Magnoliopsida, Brassicales, Brassicaceae. Bases 102 to 2876 code for a protein of 924 amino acids. Gene Ontology annotation, biological process: protein ubiquitination.
GUCUUCCUUCCCGAAGAAAAUCAAAAAACGGAGCCCUAGACUGACUGACUGACACUUCGCCUCCGUUUUCUCUCUCUUCGUUUCGCUCUCUACCGGAGAAGAUGGACACGAACGGCUAUUCCUCCGCCGCUAGAUCGAUAAAUCUUCCCGAUUACACUAGCAAACCUGUUCAGGAGGCGUUAAUGCACUUGGCAUCCAUAAACCUCAGAGAUCUCUGUAACGAGGCCAAGGUCGAGCGUUGCCGCGCCACCAGAGACCUGACGAGCUGUGGGAGAUCCGUUCACCAUGCGUUGAACCCGUGUGGACAUGCUUCCCUGUGCGCAGAGUGUUGCCAGAGGUUUGAUCUUUGUCCAAUCUGUAGAAGUCAGCUGCUACCAUCAAGAACUGGUGAUAGACUUCGUCUCCGUCUCUACUAUGAGUGUGUUCAAGCUGGUUUAAUCUCCUCACCAACACAUGAAGAUGAGGAUGAGGAUGAACAUGCUGAUGUUCAUCGCCUUUAUUCUCUCUUCGAUGUGGCCAUGAACAACAAUUUGGUGUCUGUGGUUUGCCUUUAUAUCACCAAUGUGUGUAUGGAUGAGGCAGCUGUAUCUAGUGACCCGGUCAUUGCUUUCUUGCUGGAUGAAGUUGUUGUCAAAGAUUGGGUCAAGCGUACAUUCCGGACCAUCUUAGCUGAGCUUCAAGAAAUCUAUCGGCUUGAGACGAAAGAGAUGCAAGCGUGGUUAGAUAAGCUAUUGAAGAGUUCAAAACAAGUGGCUGGCGUAUGUAGUGUGCUUGAAGUUAUGGAGUCGGCUUUUAAGGGCUCUGUUUCACCUCAGCUUCAAGACGUGCAGAAGCUUAAGGAGAACAUUGGAAAAACAAAGCAGCAUCUGGAAAUUAUGAUCUGGUGCAUAAGACACGGAUUUCUGGAAGAUGUGAGGUCUCGGUAUUCUGAUUUCAGAUCGUGGAAGGCUCUGGUGCUUGAAAGGAAAUCAAAUGCAAUUAAGCGUGCAUGGCCUGAUGCCGUAGAUCAGUCUUCAGAUUGCAGUGUACAUGGUGGUUCCCUUUUCAUCGAGGAUGCUUUGGAAAAUCUCGAGAGAGAGCCAGAGUACAGUCAAGACAUAGGGGCAGAUCUAGAAGUUGGAUGUUUGCAGAACGAUAAUAGAUCAGUUCUUAGGUCCAAAAUAGAGGGAAUGUCAGGAUCUUACCCAUUUGAGAAUAUUAGAACUGCUGCUGACAUACUCUUUUUACAGGGCAGCUCAGAUUUGGUUGUUGCUAAGCAAGCCAUUUUUCUUUAUUACCUGUUUGAUCGGCAUUGGACUACCCCUGAAAAACAUUGGAAGCACAUCAUAGAUGAUUUUGCUGCUACCUUUGGCAUAACCAGGCAUUCCUUGUUGGAGUCUUCUGUAUUUUAUCUACUAGAUGAUCCCUCAGAGGAGGCACUCCAGGAAGCUUGUAGGACUCUCCCUGAAAUAUGUGGUCCAGAAACAUAUACCAAGGUUGCACAAGUCUUGUUAGAAAGGGAAACCCCUGAAGCAGCUCUUAUGGUCUUGCGCUUGUCUGGUCGUGAUGGCGUAUCAGAAUUGGUUUCAGUUGGUGAAGCUGUCACAGCUGUUCGUGUGAGAGUGGAAUGUGGUCUUUUGAGUGAAGCAUUCACGCACCAAAGGGCACUCUGCCUGAAAGUGAAGGAAAAUGAGCUGAAAAAUGGAGCUGUGAAACAUGCGUCUGAUGAUCGAGACAGCUUGAGUUGGACGAGAUGGAUGGAGAUACUUGUUAACGAAUUUUGCUGUCUGUCUAUUAGGAGAAACGUGGUUGAUCGAAUAAUAGAGUUACCGUGGAACCCAGAUGAAGAGAAAUAUCUGCACCGAUGCUUAUUAGAUUCUGCAACUGAUGACCCCUCAUCAGCUGUGGGUAGUCUUUUGGUUGUCUUCUAUCUUCAGCGCUACCGUUACAUCCAGGCGUACCAAGUCGAUCUUAGGCUCCAGGGAAUUGAAGAGGCUUUCUUAUCUGAAAAUCGAAUUGGGGAAGAAGUAAUGUCCAGAAUGCAAUCACAGAGUCACUGGAGGAAAGAGUUAGUUGAUAAAGCCAUAGAUAUACUUCCAGCAAUUCAGCAGCAGCAAGUCAGAUCUGGACAAUUUCCUCCAGAGAUGGAAGAUACCUCUGAAAGUGCUUCAGAAGCAGCAAAAAGCACUGAUCUACCUGAUGGACAACAACAGCCUGGGAUGAUUUCUUCUACUAACUCCGUAUUUCUACAACGGGCUAAGGACGCUGGCGCUAGAGAGCCAGUGGCGGCUAAUAACGGCAGCAGUCCUUUUCAACCCAGUCGUUUGAUAGGAUCCGCUUCCGUUGAUAUUUCCCGUGGAAAACUAUUUACAAGCGCAAACAGAGGUCAGAAGAGUGAAGUUGGAAGCAUAACCAAGGCUCUGAAAUUCGGCGAAGUGUCCACAACACCGUUCAAAGAUCUGAACAGAACUCGUGGAAACAGCCAGCUCAAGGGAAAAAGAACUGAAGAAACAUCUCCAGGAAUAAACUUUGAUAGAUUCACGGAGAAUAGCAUGAGCUCUCCUUAUCUCACAGCUAAUAGUCCUGUCGCAAUGAAACGAAGCACCACGCAUCUCAAUGGAUCUGCAAAGAAACCGGAAUCCACUUUCUUUGGCGGAAGGAUGCGACCAGACGGAGAACACCCGACCCAAUGGGAUGAUCCAAUGGACAUGUCUUCAAGUUUGAAGAACAACAGCAAUGUCUUGACCACGGAGAGCAGAAAUACAAGUGGCGGAUUGAGGUGGCGAUCAGAUGAAGCAAGCGAUGAGGAAGAUGAACCCAAGUGGACCAUGGAACCGACUAUUUCCGGUUCCCUGCCGGGUAAAGGAAGGAGGACCCGUAGAUUCGCUGCAAGAUGAAAUGAAACAAAAACACUCUGGGAAAAAAAAAACAUCAACAAUUGCCUUUUAGGCUGUUUUUUAUGUUUUUGUGCGGGGGAAAAAAUGAUUUUGAGUUUUAUGUUUUCUUCUUUUCAGUUUCCCUGCAGAUAUUUGGAAAUUUGGAAAUAGAGAGCCUUUUUGUUAUUAUUAUUUAAUAAUUGUUUUUAUAAAUC